This is a messenger RNA of Miscanthus lutarioriparius, 1455 nucleotides long. NCBI's taxonomy places the organism in Eukaryota, Viridiplantae, Streptophyta, Magnoliopsida, Poales, Poaceae. The record is from the annotation of a GenBank genome assembly.
AUGGAGUCAUCUCAAACAAAUGUUGGCGAGCUAAGUUCUCAACGAAAAAAACAACAACGUAGAGAGAGGUAUGCUGCAUUGUCUCCUAAUAAGAUGGAGGAAUCCCGGGCCAAAAAACAUGAGUAUCAACGUAGUCGUCUAACUCAUUUGAAGGACGAGGCUGGUGCAUCAAAAUUAGAGCAAGCUCGGGCAAAAAAUCGUGAGUACCAACGUAGUCAUCUGGCUCGUCUCAAAGCUGAGGCUGAUGCAUCAAAAUUGGAGCAAGCCCGGACCAAAAAUCGUGAGGAUCAACGUAGAUGUCGGGCUCGUCUAAAGGCCGAGGCUAUUUCAUCCAAAUUGGAUGCAUCAUCUGAAAGCACACCUAUCCAUGAUUUAAACUUGGAAAUAGAUGAAGUUGAUACUAGAAUUGACGAUGAAGGCAACUCUUGUAAGAGGAACAAUAAAGACAACUCUUGUAAGAGGAAACGGGACAUGGCUUCACAAGUUGAUAAUAUAGAUCAAGGCACUCAUGAAGAUCAAGACACUCUUGAAAAUCGCAUGGCCAGGGAGAGGUAUAGGCAUGCAAUAUCUGGUGAUAAAAAGGAUGAGAUCCUUGCUAAAAAACGUGAAUAUCAACAUAACUAUCGCGCUAAAUUGAGUGCUGUCGCGAAGUCCAAGAAAUUCUUAGCAUCAGCGGUAAAUAUGUCAGUGUCAAAUAUGUCAGGUGUUGGGAAACGUGUAUAUCAACGUAAUUACCGUGCUCAUAAAAGAGUUGAUCAAGAAGCUUUCAACUCUGGCAUUUGGGAGCCAGAAGACACAUUGCAUGGAAUAGAAGAAAAUGGCUUAGAUCAACAGAACCCAUAUGAAGAUGGCCCUGACAUCUACGAAGAUGAUGAAGCUAGAAUGUUUAACGUUAAAGAUUUCCAAUACGAGUUUUCUAUAGAACCUGCAACAAGAAUAAAUGAUCAUGAUCCUUGUAACUUUGUGUAUGUGGGACUUCCUGAGACCCAUCAUGUGUUGAAGGAACUGCAGAACUGUUUCUAUUGUCGUGCAAAGAGGUUUGAAGGUGAAGGUCAUGUAUUUUGUUGUCAGAACGGACGGGUUAAUAUAUUUAUACAAGAGGUCCUAGAUGAGCUCCGUCGAUUGUUCACAAGUCAAACCGAUAGGGAUGCAAAGUAUUUCAGAAGGAACAUUCGUUACUUCAAUUCACACUUUUCUUUCACCAGCAUGGGGGUUUCCAUUAAUCAUAGUUUGGCAACAGCAAAGGGUACUAGUAUAUGUACAUUUAAAGCUCAUGGCCAAAUAUAUCACAGGUUGGAUCAACUUAUGCCUGGUGCUAAGGGACCACACCACAUGCAGUUGUACUUCUAUGACACAAAUGAGACUAUGCAUCAUAGGAUGAAAAGAUCACCACACCUUGAUGCUAAUGUGAUCCACACUAUUUUGAACAUAAUGCAACACAAUACAUAUGUUUAA